UGAACAUCGUCAAAGAAAAAAUUAGUGUUCUGAACGAAAUCGAAGAAAAUUUAAGUGUUCUGUCAGAAAAAAUAUAGAAUUAAAAAGAAUGGAUUUUCAAGAGAAUUCGCCAGCUGGAAACAAAGAAUCCACCAACAUGCAGCAACAGUGUAGGCCGGGAUCAGCAAAUAAAGAAACGAUUCCGUUGAGUUGUAAUACUCUACAUUGGUUCGGUGUGGUUGGCGAUGAUAUGGUCGAUGAAAGAUUUACCAUCGAUACAUCAAUUGAUCUUUCAGAUUUAGGAGAAAAUUAUCAAGGACAGAGAGAUCGAGAAGAACGAAUAAAGCAAUUAAAAGAGAAACAAAACGAGGAGAGACAACGAAAAUUAGAGGAGUUAAAGGCUCAAGCAUUGGCCACGCAAAAAUUUCGCGAACAGAAGGAUGAAGAGCGUAGACGUCGUAUUGAUGAUUUGAAAUCGCGUGAUAAUGAGAAGCGCCAGCAAGUGGAAGAAAGAAAAAAGGCAAUUUGGGAAGCGGAGAAAGAGCGUCGUGAAUAUAUUUUAAGGAAAAAUCAGGAACGUGAUCAGCGACUUGAAACAAAGAAGAAGAAUGAAAGAAGUCAAAUUGCAUUUGCAUUCGGUUCUUCAACCCCUCGUAUGUUGGAUAGUGAAUGUGGAUCGAUUUGGGCAUAUAGAAGAGCAAAUUCUAUUCAAAAUGUAUGUACUAAUACAAGCAUUUCUCCAGUAACUCGUCGCAGUUCUGAGCGUGAACUGAACGAAGGCUCAAAGAAAAGAGCAGCAUCGGCGAGUGGUUUGGAUAGACAAAGUGAAGCUCAAAAAAGAAUGUCAUCGUCAAUGCACGAAGUAUUUCAUUGGGGUCCAUCCACAUCCGGUCCCAAAAAAUUAUCAUUAUCAGUAGCUGGCUCACAAAUUGAUUUUGAAGGACCACCAUCUACGUCUAAGCAAACAGCAGCAGCUCGAUAUUCAGCACGAAAUAGACAUAGCAUGGUGAUGGUAGAUAAUAGUCAGGAUGAUUCAUAUGACAGCCGUAACGGAUUUUCGGUGCAUCGCCGAAAAACUGAUUUAAUGCCAACCAUUCCUAGUCCUCGUGAUCGUGAUUUAUAUCGAUCAUCGGUAGGCACGCACACUCCUCGUACUCCAGGACGAGCAUUCUCAAUGACACGCUUGGAUCAGUUAUCGAAACCUUUCCGUCGUAAUGGUGAGCAUAUUUGUGCCAUUCUAGAACGUGAAAGACGUAAGGCAAUGGAUCUAGAGAAUUUAUCAAAAGCUUCGUUAACGCAAGCAUCUCCAAGUAGUGAUAAGAGGAAGUCACGCAGUAUGUCACAACUUAAUGGACGUAUAAAGAGUCGUGACAAUAGUCGUACUCGCCAAAAUCGAUUGGUAUCAUCACCAUUGCAAAGACAUAUUAAGAAUACUGAGACAACAAGGAGUAUGACACUUUUAACUGGUAAUAAUGAUAAAAAGUCGUCAUCAGCAACGGCCACACCGUCAAAAUCAGGACUUCGUUCAGGCGAGAUGACCCCAAAAAGUAUAUCUAACUCUAGACCAGGCAGUGCAAUGUCAUCGUCCACAACUAAUUCUGCUAUUGUUAACAAGAGAACAACUCCAGUAAGAAAAGCUCGUCCAGUUAGCAUUGCCGUUACUGGUGUCAGCAAAGAUUUGGAAAAAUCUCCAGCUCCAAACAGUGCAUCAAAGCCAAUAAAACGAACACCAAGUGCAGCCAAAUCAACUCCAUCAACAGCAUCCGAAUCAACACCGAAAACGAAAACGACAAGCAGUGCAAAGGCAACCCCAAAAUCGUCAACUACUCCAUCAAUUAUGUCACCAGCUAGCGAAGUUGCUCCAAAAAUAAUCCAACAGCAACAACAGACCGUUACCAUUACACAAGAAAUCAUUAAAACAGCAGAUGGUGAAUGUAAGAAUGAAAAGACAAUUAUUAAUAAUGUGAUUAAAUCUGAACAAAAACAUACGGAAUUAUCAUUCGUUGAUGGUCAAGCACCUUCGUCAGAUGAGACUAUAACAAAUGAUGUUGUAAAGACGACGGUUGAAAUUGCGCAAGAAGUUGUAGAUAGUGUAAUCGAUAAGAUUGAAACUCAAGAGAAUCAUAUUGAGACAGUCGAAGUUAAGCCAGAAAUGCAAGAAAGCACACCAGUUGUUCCACAAGUUGUACAUGCUCCACAGCCACAACAAUUAUUAACAAAUUCCAUAUUGGAAAAUACUGAUAUGACUGCUUCAAUGAUAGCCAAAACAAAGAUAACAACUGAAGAGGAAGCCAAGGCAGCAAUUGCUGAGCGCAGACGUCUUGCACGUGAAGAGGCUGAGAGGCAAGCUGAAUUAGAAAGGAAAAGAAUUGAGGCUGAGGAAAUAGCGGAAACAAAAAGACAAUUAGAGGAAGAGGAAAAACAUCGUUUGAUGGAACUAGAAGCAAAUAAAAUGGCUGAGGAACAAAGACGUCUCGAAAUGGAAAGAUUACAACAGGCAAUCGAAGAAAAUAUAAAGCGCGAACAGGAAGAGAUAAAACGUAAGGACGAGGAAGCUAAACAGAAAGUUGAACGUGAAUUGGCUGAACAAAAAGCUCGUGACGAAGCUGAACGCGCUAAGAUUGAAACUGCUGAAAGGCUAAAGAAGGAAGAAAAGGAACGUGAAGAACGUAGGAAGCGUGUUGAAGCAAUUAUGGCUAGAACUAGAAAAGGAGCUGCAAAUACACCAUCAAAGAACGACGAAUCAAUGGAUAUGUCAAAGAGUCAACUAGAGUUGUCACAAUCAAUGACUGAAAACACAACAGCACCAUCAACAAAUAAUGAAUCAGAACAAUCAGAUGAUAAAAUGGAUGUGGCAAAGGAAGAUGAAAUAAAGGAACCUGAGAAACCAAAUCAGCCACAAAUGGAAUAUGAGAAGUCAGUAACGGAGAAAGAGAAUAUGCUGAUGAGUAGCUUUAAUAAAAUGAACCUUAAUAGCAAUGGCCUCAAUAAUAAUUUGUUAGAAACAAAUAAUAAUUUGAACUUGCUAAAUGGACAGCAUGUUAAAGAUACAUCAUCAGAUCUUAUAAUUAGUGAUGCAAAUAUAAUUGAAACAACAAAUGGACACGAUAAAAACAGUAUUGAGAAUACUUUAUUAAAAGUGGCUGAAAUUUGAGUUUCUUUUGUCUACUUUUUCUAUAAUUUAAUUUAUUUUCUAUAUUGGAAUCAUUUAUAUUUGCUUCUUAUGGAAUCGAAUGAGACAUCUAAGACAUUCAUUUUCAUGAAACUGCACUAAAAACGCACACACUCGUACAAAGUUCAUGAAAACUAUAGUUAGAGAAGCUUAUUGCCAUAUUUUCGUUACAUUUACACCACUAAUAAUUUGCACAUUAAAUCACAUUGCAAUUUCUAACAAUUUCGUGCACAAUUCUUAUGUUGGAUAUGAUGGAGAUAAAAAAAUACAAUAUAUGUUAAAUUAUUUUGUGUCUAGCAAUCCGUCUGAAAUAACCACAUCCACAACAACAACAACAGAACAAUCCUCAUCAAAGCCAAUCGAGGAUAAACUUAUUGAUUUUGGCACAGAUGCAGCGAUUACAAAUAGUGAUCAGAUGUCAACAAAUUUGAAUAAUAAUAAUUUCCUAGAUAGUAAUUCUAGUUUAAUUACUCAUAAUUUAAAUAAUAAUAAUACUAAUAAUAAUAAUCUAGUCGCUGCGUCAGACAUGAAUGAUGAAAGAGGUAACUAAAGCAUGUAAUUUCUUUUUCAAAACUCAUCAAAUUCUAAUUUACUUUUACAUUUGUAUUGGCAUAAUUCACAGAUCUUUCAUUACUUUAAAUUGAGAAAGAAAGAAAAAUAAAUGAAUGCAGGUCUUAGGUGGAAAAAAAUACAUUAAGUGUUGGUAUUUUUGUUGUUUCUUAUAUUUUGAGAAAGCAUGUAUCGAAAAAAAAUUAUAUCAGCAAAUUAUGAAUGAAUUAAGUCUCAUCUGAAUAUACAUUAUAUUUAUUGACUAUAGAUGAGCAAUUUUUUUUUUGCAUAAGAUAAUGAAAAAUUCCGUAUAAUCCACAUUUAAUAAUAAAAGAAACUUUCCAAAGUCGAAUUCAAUUUUUUUUGCUAAAAAAGAAGUAUUUAAUCGACUAAAAACAUGAUGUUCAUUAAAAUGAAAAAAAUUAAAUUAAAAGAAAUGGAUGAAAUUUAAAACCGUUCGCUUGAAUUGCACAAAAAAAAAUGAAGAGAAUAAAUUGAAACUCUGAUGAUAAACUGAUUAAUUUGUAAGCUUAACUUGAAGAGAGAGAUUGUGUAUGAAUGAAACAUCCAGUAUCAUGUGCUAGUUUGUGUCUAAUCACGAAAAUCCAACUUUUCAAUAUACUUUGAGUCAAAAAACCGUUAAAAAUUCAAAUUUUUUGAAAAAUUACUGCUAAAAGUUCAAAAAAGUUUUUGAAAAAACUGGUAAAGUUCAAAAUUUUUGAAAAACAAAAAACGCUGACAAUUCAAAUUUUUUGAAAAUCGUUAAACACAAAUGAAGUUUAUCUCAUAUUAACACAACACACAUGGAUGCUGGAAGAAAUCUUUAAUUAAAAUGGAAAAUCUAAUUAAUCAAAAUUAAAAAGAAAGCUGAUAAUAAAAAAAAUAUCAUUUGAUGAUUCUUUAGUAAUUACUUAUUUAUGUUUAGAACCGUAACAUAUUUUAUGUUAUCGAAAGCAUGCUUGAUGACGAUAAAUGGAAAAUGUAGGUCGAUUUCACAAAAGUGACUUUGGUCCAAAAUUUCCAUUAAAAAACAUAGUUUUGGGGUGCUUACAGUGCUCAUAAUAAUUUUUUAUUCGACUUUAGGUAGAUUACAUUUUUUAUAUUUAGACAAAAGAAGAAGCAUAUUGCUAUACAGAUUUUUUGAUUAGAUCUUUUUGCCUUUUUACCAAAAAAAAAAAAAAAUAAUGAAAACUAUUAAAAGUAUGAAAUCACAUUGUGUCACUUGUGCUGAUUAUGACACAAAAUUGAAUAAAAAUGUUGAUUUUCUUCUCUGUGAAAUGUUUAAAUUAUGCACUUUAUGGAAUUUAUGUAAACUUUUUAAACAAUAAUUUCUUUUUCAUAAGAGAACCGAUGGAAUCAGGAAUCACCUUCCUCACAGAAACUAAAUGAAUAUGUUAUCAGAGAUAUUAGAGAAUCAAAUGCAUAUUUAAUAAAAGAAAAUAAUUAUUAUGAAAAAUAAAUCGAUGUCUUUUCUUCUUUUCUUAGUUUACAGCUCCGCUCAUUUCAUUCCAAACAGAUCCUUCAAAUCCUCAAUCGUAAGUUUUGAUGCAUUUCGCUUAGCUCCAGUCAAUGCGCUCUCUGCAAUAUUCAUUUUUUCUUGCUGCUUUUUCAGGAUCUUCUCCUCUAUUGUAUCCUCGCAGAUGAAU
Molecule: messenger RNA, 5346 nt
Organism: Chironomus riparius
Lineage: Eukaryota; Metazoa; Arthropoda; Insecta; Diptera; Chironomidae
Source: the annotation of a GenBank genome assembly